Messenger RNA from Thrips palmi, 727 nucleotides. RefSeq lists its product as uncharacterized. The coding region runs from base 57 to 464 and encodes 135 amino acids. The record is from RefSeq and is a predicted model, not a curated record. NCBI's taxonomy places the organism in Eukaryota, Metazoa, Arthropoda, Insecta, Thysanoptera, Thripidae. The transcript is spliced from 2 exons.
GCCUCCCUAACACGACUUCCCGUGCGUCUGUUCUCAGCUGACGUGUAAGAUGGGCUAUGUCAGUCUCUCGUCAUCGGUGGGAGCAGAAGUCGCUGGGGUCGGCCCUCUCCGGCUGCCCGGCCCGCCACUCCGGGAGCCUGUCCCACCUGCAGCCUCCGGCCCCGCAGGGACAGGGCUCUCAGGCUCGCCCGCAGGGGCCCCACUCCAGCUCGACGCACAGCUUGGGGGCGGCCGGCACUAGCAGCACUAGCCAGGUCCAGGGCCCCGGCAGGCCCGCGAGGGACAUCCUGGGGUCGCACCACGCCUACUUCGGCCUCAAGCAGCCGCACCGCCACAGCGGCGUCCACAGCGUCGGCCUGCUCGGCUCGCAGACGGUGUCGCAGACCGUGGGCAACGUGGGCUUCAUCACGGCGUCGGGCCUCUCGGAGCUACGGCUGCGGCCCGGCUACCGCUGGCAGAGGUAGGCUAGGCUGCCUCAGGCGACAGUCCUCCUCCUCCCUACCGCCCACCCUCCCUACCGUAGGCAGGGACGUAUCAAGUCUUGUAUGGGGGAAAGAAAAAAAAAAGAAACCAGAAAAAUAGUGUUCUUCCUCUUGCUCCCCAUUUAUGUAGAUUCACUUAGAUUCCCCAAUGUCAUGUUCUUCAUGUAUGUGGUAUCACACAAUUUUGUAUGAAUGUUUAUUUAUAAAUGAUAUUUUAAAUAAUAAAAACGGAAAAACUUUUGGUA